Labeo rohita (rohu) is the source of this 1665-nucleotide messenger RNA. It is a transcript of the gene grpel2, whose product is annotated as GrpE-like 2, mitochondrial. Bases 51 to 698 code for a protein of 215 amino acids. Gene Ontology annotation, biological process: protein folding; protein import into mitochondrial matrix. NCBI's taxonomy places the organism in Eukaryota, Metazoa, Chordata, Actinopteri, Cypriniformes, Cyprinidae. Gene Ontology annotation, cellular component: PAM complex, Tim23 associated import motor. Gene Ontology annotation, molecular function: protein homodimerization activity; protein-folding chaperone binding; adenyl-nucleotide exchange factor activity. The record is from RefSeq and is a predicted model, not a curated record. The transcript has 4 exons.
CUCAUCGAGCAUGUCACGCGCUUCAACCACCCACACAAGCUACUGAGGAAAUGGCCGUGCGCUUUCUGUCCGCAACGAGAAGAUAUCACAUCGAUUUGUUCAGGUUAACACCGAGUGCAGUCAACAGGUCCGUCGUAGGCCUCUUCAGCACUGCAGCGGAACAUCGCAGUGCUGGUGAUGACUGCCAUGGUGACGAUGGAGAUGAUGACCAGAGUCACUCUGUGACACAUGUCAGGACCUUAGAGAUAAGAGCGAGAAAACUGGAAGAGCAGGUUCACGACCUCACGGAGAGAUACAAACGAGCCCUAGCUGACUCGGACAAUGUCAGAAGAAGAACACAGAAAUUUGUUGAGGACGCCAAACUAUUUGGGAUUCAGAGUUUCUGCCGUGACAUUGUGGAGGUGGCAGACCUGUUGGAGAAGGUUGAGGAGAGAGAUGAUGGAGUACAGCAGCUGACGCAAUACAUGGCACACAUACAGGGCCGGCUGCAGGACAUCUUCACCAAGCAUGGACUGGAGAAGAUGACACCCGUGGGAUCCACCUACGACCCAUAUCAGCAUGAAAUAGUCUGCCAUACUCCAGCGGAGGGAGUCGAGCCCGGCACCAUAGCCGUGGUGAAGCAGGACGGUUACAUGCUGCAUGGACGUACCAUUCGCCAUGCCCUUGUGGGUAUAGCUGUGAAGACGCAGGAGCACUGACAGGGCUUAAGUUCAGUCCUCUCCUGCUUAGAUUUUUUUUUUUACACUCUUAGUAUGUACGAUACCGUUGUUCUUACAUCUCUAGACAACUACAGAUUUGACUUACUCUUGGAAGUAAUGGUUAUUUAUGUAUUUAUAAAUGCUUUUUUUUGUUUUUCUAACCUGUAAUCUACACAGAUUAAUCAGGCUUUUUUGUUUUGUUUUGAACCCCGAAUUUACAGAAUGUCCAAUGCCCAUUUAAUGUUUGAAAAGAUUCAAUAUUGUCUUUUGUGUGUUGAAGACACUACAUUUGUAGUGGAAUAAGAAUUGUAGUGUUAAAUUGACCCGAAAAUUGCACUUUACACCCUUGUCAUAGUGGUUUCUGUAAAUGAUUAGUAGUUUUGGAGCUUAAUGACUUUCAUAAAAAAGUUAGUAACACUUUACAAUAAGAUUCUAUGUGUUUAACAGUAGGUAAUGAAGUAGGGGUCAAUUAACAGCCAUGUUUAAAGCAUGUAUUAAUCUUGAUUGUUAAUUUGAAUAUACUUUCAUUCUACUUCAUAUUAGUUAACUUUAAUUUUAACACAUAGAAUGUUAUUGUAAAGUUUUCAGAAAGUCUGUUGUUGUGAAAUGUGUCAUAUAAGUGUUAUAGGUCACCAGUACCCAAAACUAAUUCUAAAAGAUUUCUCUUUUGGAGGGGAGAAAUGCACAAAAGGUAAACAUGUAUCCAAAGUGGAAUUGAACUAAAUGUUAUUUGGGAGAUAAAAUGAACAUACAAAUAUUUAUAUGUAUUUAUUUUGUUUGUAACAGUUUGCCCUAAAAGUUUUUGUUUUUGUUUUGUUUUUGUAGCUGAGAAGAAAAACUGCAAGCUAUUUUCCUUUCAACUAAGGUUUUUACAGAAGUAUUCUUUGUAAAUGUUGUAGAUGAUUAGUUUUGAGUGUUUGUGUGCGAGGCGGAUGUUUUGACUGAAUAAAAUCUCAUCAUUUGUUCA